This is a messenger RNA of Xiphophorus couchianus (Monterrey platyfish), 6951 nucleotides long. Its product is annotated as neuronal cell adhesion molecule-like. The record is from RefSeq and is a predicted model, not a curated record. Gene Ontology annotation, cellular component: plasma membrane; axon. Lineage: Eukaryota; Metazoa; Chordata; Actinopteri; Cyprinodontiformes; Poeciliidae. The transcript is spliced from 34 exons. Gene Ontology annotation, biological process: brain development; axon guidance; cell-cell adhesion. Gene Ontology annotation, molecular function: cell-cell adhesion mediator activity. Bases 374 to 4381 code for a protein of 1335 amino acids.
GAGGACCAGUGAGGCAGAGGAGGAGGAGGCAAGUGCAGGAGGCUUGGCACUGAACGGGACUCCGCGUAAAUAAACAGCACAGCAGCAAAGCGCUCCGUGGAGGGGGAGCUGAAGAGACGGAGCACACCGGGCUUCGCGUGUCGCGUCGAAGAGGAACAGUCAGCUGCUGGGGGAGCGACAUCAAUCGAGCCAUCUUUUGAACUGGGUCACCAGGAUAAUGGAAGACUGAAGAAAAACCCCAUAGGAGGAAGAAGCAGACAUCUACCCAGAGAGGAAGCAGAGCGAGAGUAUUUGGGUUCCUCUGUUGUGGAAGUGCCCUCAGUCUGUGAUUGAGCAGCAGUGGGGCAAAGGCAGACCACAGUGACCCACAAUAAUGAUGGAGAAGAGGAGUUUGGAAGCAGCGCUGCUGGUGUUGAUCCUGGGACACCUCGUCUCUGCUCUGGAGGUCCCAUUAGACCUUCUUCCAGGAUUGGCACAGCCUCCAACAAUAACUCACCAGUCCCCAAAGGACUACAUCGUGGAUCCUCGAGAGAAUAUUAUAAUUCACUGUGAGGCGAAGGGGAAGCCGCAUCCCAGCUUCUCCUGGACGAGAAACGGGACCCAUUUUGACAUUGAACAGGACGAAAGUGUCACCUUGAGGCCUCACUCAGGGACUCUGGUGGUGGACAUCAGCAGAGCAAGACCUGAACAUUAUGAGGGAGUGUUUCAGUGCACGGCGAGGAACAAACACGGAUCUGCUGUGUCCAACAACAUCGUCGUCAGACAGUCAAAGUCCCCCUUGUGGUCAAAGGAGAAAAACAAACCAAUCGUGGUUCAGGAGGGUGUCUCCUUGGUGCUGCCAUGCCGACCUCCAGCAGGACUUCCACCUCCCAUCAUAUUCUGGAUGGACAACAACUUCCAGAAGUUACCUCAGGGCAAGAGGGUGUCCCAGUCCUUGAAUGGCGACCUGUACUUCUCCAACGUUCGCCGAGAGGAUUCCAGGAACGACUACAUCUGCUACGCUCGCUUCACACACACACAAACCAUCCAGCAGAAACAGCCCAUUACUGUCAAAGUGCUCAACCUGGAUGCAAUCAAUGAAACACUGGCAGAAUAUUAUAAUGACACUGAAUUGUUAAAUGAGGCCCCAGUGGAUGAUAGGAAGCCAACCUUCCUCAUCCCAUCUGGCCACUCAAGCUACAAGAUGGUGCUGAGGGGACACGUACUGGAGAUGGAGUGCAUUGCCGAAGGACUGCCCACCCCUGAGGUAUCCUGGACCAAAGUGAGCGGAGACCUACCCAGCAGGCGCACGUCCUUCCUUCACUUCAACAAGACCCUGCGGAUUGUGAACGUGUCUGAAUCGGAUGAGGGAGAUUACAGUUGCACAGCCAAGAACCAGCUCGGCUCUGCGCACCACAUCAUCAACGUCGAGGUCAAAGCUGCCCCUUAUUGGAUCAGUGGACCUCCAAAGAAUCUUGUUCUGGCUCCAGGAGAGAAUGGAGCGCUGACCUGCAGGGCCAGCGGCACACCCAAACCCUCCAUCAUAUGGUCAAUGAAUGGUGACCGCAUAGAGAAUUUACCUACAGAUAUCAGCAGAAAAGUGGAGGACGACACAAUCAUCUUCACUGACGUUCAGGUUGGAUCCAGCGCUGUGUACCAGUGCAACAUCUCAAACCCGUAUGGUUACCUCCUCUCCAACGCUUUCGUCAACGUCCUCCAUGAGUCACCCAGAGUGCUGACGCCAGCCAACAAGAUCUACCAGGUCAUCGAAAAUCGCCCAGCCCUCAUGGACUGCUCCUCUUUUGGGUCACCCAUUCCCAAAAUUGAGUGGUUUAAAGACAGCAGAGCCAGCACCCUGAAUGGAGACCCUUACAUCCUGCAUGACAAUGGUACUUUGGAGAUUCAAGUAGCUCAGUCACAGCACAAAGGCAAAUACACCUGCAUUGCCAGGAACUCGCUUGGAGCCUCUGAAAACCAUGUUUACCUGCAUAUAAAAGAGCCCACCCGUAUCCUAAAGCAACCGGUUGACACGGUGGUUCAAAGAGGCCGAUCUGUGACGUUCGAGUGUACAAUAAAACACGACAAGGAUCUCUUACCCACUUUGAUUUGGCUUAAAGAUGAUGAGGAGCUUCCUGACGAUGAACGAUUCAUUGUAGAGUCCAACAGCCUGUCUACUUCUGAUGUGUCAGAGAGAGAAUGGCUCAGAGAUCAUGGGGAGCUGCCUAACGAUGAUCGAUUCAUCGUAGAAUUCAACAGCCUGUACAUCACUGAUGUGUCGGAGAGAGAUGCAGGGGUGUACACAUGCUAUGUAAACACCACUCUGGACCAAGACUCGGUCACCGCUGAGCUGACUGUUGUCGAGACCACACCAGCUCCGGCUGUCAUCCACGGGCGACCCGAUCCCCCCACAGACCUGGAGUUGACAGACCAGAAAAAGAGGAGCAUUCAGCUUACUUGGAUCCCUGGGGAGGAACAUAACAGCCCUAUUCAGGAAUUUGUAAUCCAGUAUGAAGACUCGCUGCACCACCAAGGUCACUGGCAUGACAUUGCACGGGUUCCCGGGACCAAGACAACGGCUCACCUCAAGCUUUCACCAUAUGUCCACUACACAUUCAGAGUGUUGGCCCGUAACGCUGUGGGUCUGAGCGAGCCUAGCAGCACAUCUCGAAUGUAUAAAACUGAGCCUGCAGCUCCUGACCAGAACCCAAAAAAUGUACGUGGAUCUGGAAAUAAACAUAACAAUCUUGUUAUCACCUGGGAGCCUCUAUCAGGCCUUCAGUCCAACGGUCCUGGGCUUUAUUAUAAAGUGAGUUGGAGGCAGAAGAGGCCAGGCAGCGACUGGAUAACAGCCACUACCAACAACUCCAUGUAUACUGUAUCUGAAAUACCCACAUUUAGUCCAUUUGAGAUAAAGGUUCAGGCUGUAAACAACCAUGGGGAUGGACCAGACCCCACUGUUGCUAUCGGCUACUCAGGAGAAGAUUUGCCAGCAGCAGCUCCAGCAAAUGUUCAGGCUGUAGUGCUAAACAGCACCUUGGCUCGGGUACGCUGGGACCCUGUGCCUCCUCAUUUAAUACGAGGGCAGAUCCAAGGAUACAAGGUUCAUUACUCGAGGACACACAGCCUUCAUAAACACAACCCCCAUCACACAGAGAAGCGCAUGCUCACCUUUAGUGGGAACCACAGCCAAGGCCUGCUGCCCGGGUUGCACCCGUUCAGCCACUAUUCUUUUUAUGUAAGCGUCUUCAAUAAGAAAGGAGAGGGUCCCAAAAGUGAAAAGCAGGAGUUUAAGACACCUGAAGGAGAGCCUGGGCCACCCGCCUCGCUGUCUGUCACAAACCCAAGCCUAGAUUCUCUAACCCUCGAAUGGAGUCCUCCUCAUGAACAUAAUGGGCACAUCACUGGCUACAACCUUAAAUAUCAGCCAGUCAAUAACUCCAAUGAACUUGGCCCAGAAGAGGAACUGGCCCUGGCUUCCAAUGAGACCUCAGUCACUUUGCAAAACCUCAAGUACAGCCCACGCUACAAGUUUUAUUUGAAUGCGAGAACAAGCGUUGGAGCGGGCCCAGCCAUUUCUCAGGAAGCUGUCGUCAAGCAGGAUGAAGGAGGCACCCAAACCUCUCAUCCCGUUGCAGGGUUUCCUCCACGCCGUCCGAACCACAAGGCCCGGCCUGUGAGUCUUUUUGCGAAUGUUAGCUCCUCGGUUGAAGAAGAUGGGGCCCUGAUCACUUGGGAGUACUGGGGCCCAGAGAAAAAUGUUUAUGUAGAGUACAUUGCAGAAAACAGUGAAGGUGAAGAGGAGUGGCAAAAAGAGCUUGUGAACGGCUCUCAGAACGUUAAGCUGAAAGGUCUAAAGGUGGGCCUCUCCUAUAGGGUGCGUGUAGUGGCCAAGGGUCACCACGAGCAGCCGCUCCAGUCCGAGGAGCUGUUUGUCACGGUCCCAGCUGUGACGAGCAGACAGGUAGACAUCGCCACUCAGGGAUGGUUCAUUGGCCUCAUGUGCGCCAUCGCCCUGCUCAUCCUGAUCCUUCUCAUUAUCUGCUUCAUUCAGAGGAAUAAAGGAGGAAAAUACCCCGUCAAAGAAAAGGAGGAUGCACACACAGACCCGGAGUUCCAGCCAAUGAAAGAUGAUGACUGUACUUUUGUGGAAUACAGUGACAAUGAGGACCAUAAACUGGUAAAAGAGAGCCGCACGCCGUCUAACGGGACGGUUAAGAGAGACGACAGUGACGACAGCUUAGUUGACUACGGGGAAGGAGGAGACGGACAGUUCAACGAGGACGGCUCCUUUAUUGGCCAGUAUAGUGGAAAGAGUUCCAGCAGGGACAAUGCCGAGGGUCCUGAGAGCUCAGGGGCCCCAUCCCCGAUUAACGCCAUGAACUCCUUGAACUCUUUUGUGUAGCGGUGUAGUGUGCUCGCUGCAUCCCGACAAUCGCAGAAUCUCCAUUUAGCAUGGGGCUUGGGGCUUGGGGCUUGGGGCUUUGGGGGGUCUCACGACUCUGCAUGGCUUCAUAAUCACACACCUCUGAGGCACAAGAAACAUAGAAAGACUGAUUUUUUUUUUUCACUUGGAAAUCUUCCUGACAACGUUGGGCUUAGUAGCUGAAUUGUAUGAUACUGAUUUGACAAUACAUGCUUUUACUUUAAGACAUAUAUUAUUAAUACUUUGACAUUAACUCAUAUUGCAUCUUUCAAUAGGCCUUACAUGAGCAAUGCAGUGCUUUUCUGGAAUCCAUAUAUUAUGUUGGGUUUGACAUUUUUUUUCACUGAAGCGGUGUUAAAUGUCAACAGUAAGCAGCUAACAUUCAUAUUUCCAACUGAGAACAGGACGUUGCCAUGACAUAGUGCACUGAUAUAAUGCAUGUGCUACAAUAAUUCAGUUUCCAAAUGCAUUUACAAUCCCACUGGCAGGACAUACACACCUGCUAGGCGUAUAACCGAACCAUACAGAGGGUGCAUUUCCUUGCAAAAGUAUUCAUAUCCCCCAGUUGUUUUUACGUUUUGUCACAUUACAAUGUCAAACUUAUGUGUAUUUUAUUGGGAUUUUAUGUUACACAAAAACUGGUAAUUGUGAGUGUAUAUAGUUGAUAGAGACACGUUCAUGAUUUUCUCACUUUUUUUGCAUUUUUGAGUCCGUGCUUUUUUGGAUCACCUUUGGAUCGUCCACAAGUAUUUUGGGGCAUGUCUGUAUUAGAGGAAACUCAGAUUAAGUUGAGAGCAUCUGUAAACAGCAAUUCGUAAGGUCUGGAUAUAGUUCUUUAUUUGGAUCCAUCUUCCAUCAGCUUCACUGUUCGUACAGUAUGAUACUGCCAGAGCUAUGGAUUUCUGGGAUUCCUUAAGAGUUUGUAUGUUCCUCUUGGCUCAUUUUCUGAUCAGUAGCUGCCUUGCCUACAUUGUAGGUUGAUGGCAAUGAGAAGAUGGAAAUAUGAGGUGUGCUAUAUUCUUUUUUUUUUCAAGUGAUGUAUUGAACAGUUCUCCAGGAAAUGUUCAAAGCUUUGGAUAUUGUUUUCUGACCUAACCAUGCUUUAAGCUUCUCCAUGCCUUUAUCCCAGGCCUUUCUGCUCUGUUCCUUGUAUUUUAUGAUCCUGUUUGUUCAUUAAUGUUCUCUAGAAAACAUGCAAACACUUAGAUUUGUACAGAAAUUAAAUCUUCCUGAGAUUUGGUGACGUGUAAAUGUUGUACUGGUUUUUAAUUGAGAACAAAUGAACGCCACAGCCUUUUCCGUCAACUUCUCAAUGAUACAUAGCUGUAUGUUGAUAUAUCAUAAAAUCUCCAUAAAAUAUACUCAGGUCUGUGAUUGUAAGAUGAGAAGCAGCUCAAGGGGGGUGAAUACUUUUUCAAAUUGGGUGCUGACAGGUCCUCCUUUGUCACCUCUUUAAUCUGCCCCUGCAAAUGUAGAAAUUGAAAUGCAGCUUUGGAUGUGUCAUGCCAUCUUUAUAUUAUUUUUUUUCCCCCUGCAUGUGACCUCCUGUUUUUUUUAGCUCAAUCUGAAGAUCAGAUGUCAAUGCUGAAGGUCCAGCAGCUUGGAGGGGUUCCUUCAGCAGGUAGUGCCUUUCUAAAGCAGAGACUCAGUUCUGAAAACUCUCAUUGGAGUUUAAUUACUAGAGUGAAGACAAUAAUGGGAUUUGUAAGAGGCAGGUCCAAGGACAAAAUACGGCACGUCAUAAAUUCACUCCUAAUGAUGCUUUGACAUGCAGCUUUGUUUCUUUAUUGGGAUCGGAUCGAAACAUUGUUAAAGCUUGUUGUGGUGCAUCAGAGAUGCUAUUGAUUGUAUUUCUUCAAUGUUUAAAUGUAUAUGGAUUUGUGUGUGUGUGUGAGUGAGUGUUUGUGGAUGCCUGACAUUCAGUUUCAUUGAGACAAGCGUUGUUCAAAUGUACUAACUACACUUGAGGGCCUUUGGAUGGAAUCAAGAUUUUCUUUUUCUUAACUUGCAUCAAGUUUUAUUUUUAAAACAUUUAGUUGAUGAGUAUUUGACGACUGUGUAAAUACAUGAAUUGAUUGUACAGGGACAAGCAGAAUAUGAGUGGCAUAAUUGUGCAUGAUGUGGUUUUAUUCGUUAAUUUGACUAUAAUAAAUAUAGACAACUAUAGACUUGUAGAGAAUAUAUAUACAGCCUCAAAUGUUUCAUUUUUUUAUUAUUAUUAUUGUUUCUGUGCAACUUGUAAAUUGUAAUUAACUAACGGGACUGAAAUUUUCUUAUGAAUAAUGUGUUUUUUUUGUUCUAAUACUCAUGGCAUCAUAAUGCACAGGCUGAUAUUCUGAUUUAAACUGGUUGUAAUGGUUUCUAUUGUACUCCUGUAGGAAUUGAUUCACUUUGUUUUCAAGCAUCUCAGAUGUUUUGUAUUUUAGAGCCAGAUUUGUACUAACAAAUUAUUUCAUUUCAGCUAUUUAAGUUUUUAUUCUCUUCAUUGCUGGUUUGACUUUCAGUCUACGGAAAAUAUGAUGCAUAAAUAAAUCAUCUGAUUUAAAUUG